AUGAUUGGCCAAGUACGGUCUGAAGAUGCCACGCACCUGAAGAAGAGCAUCUCGCGUUACACUUCUUAUGACUCCAAUGGUCUCGAGCCAGCCAUCUUUCCUGACAGCAAAGAUUCUUGCACAAAAAUGGGCCUUAACCACCCUCAGCUUGUGCGCAUGCUGUGUCCUGUCAAGCACCUUGUGGAGUAUCAAAAGUCACCCUCGCAAACUAAAAGCAAGAUUGAAUCUGGCAAGAUUAAGAUGGAUUCCAAUGCCUGGCCUGCUCUUCUAUACAAUGGUAAAGUAGCUGGAGAACCUUUCAUCCAACAGAACAUGCAGGAUGGCCUUUUUGAAGGUUACAUUGUCGAACAUGUAGUGUUUUCAUUUUUCAAUUGUGCAUUGGUGUUUCUAAUUAACAUAUUUUGUUCAAGGUGUUGA
Messenger RNA from Suillus fuscotomentosus, 417 nucleotides. RefSeq lists its product as uncharacterized. The record is from RefSeq and is a predicted model, not a curated record. Lineage: Eukaryota; Fungi; Basidiomycota; Agaricomycetes; Boletales; Suillaceae. The transcript is spliced from 2 exons. Bases 1 to 417 code for a protein of 138 amino acids.